Pecten maximus is the source of this 1211-nucleotide messenger RNA. RefSeq names its product ASNSD1 upstream open reading frame protein-like. Bases 56 to 301 code for a protein of 81 amino acids. Lineage: Eukaryota; Metazoa; Mollusca; Bivalvia; Pectinida; Pectinidae. The transcript is spliced from 4 exons. The record is from RefSeq and is a predicted model, not a curated record.
AUUAAGGGAGAUAAUCGUUUACAAAAUUUCGUGCGUGUUAUACCACAAAAACAGCAUGGAGAAUUUGGACAAGAAAUUACAACUACAGCAUCAGAUAAAGGAAAAGGAGGUGCUUCAAAGUGAACUGUCAACAUUAAAGAAAGAAGCAAAAGUAUACAAACAACAACAGAACAGCAAUGUGUUUUUCCUGGCAAACAAAGACAAUGUUUUUAGUGAAUGCAAAAGAACCCUAGAUAACCUGGCAAAAGAAUACAAAGACAUGGAAUCUGCUGGGCCCUCUGAAGAUCAGGGGGAAGAGUAAACAGAACCUUAACAAAGUGGGAGGAAGAAAUGGAGCGAGACCAAAGACAGAAGAGACAAUGGAACAUUUAAUUGUUCCUGGGGAUCAAGGGGAGAAAGAAUUGACCACACCCACAGACUCACAGGAGUUUAUCUUAAGGAGGAAACUUGAGUCACAUCCAACAGAAAUGUGUGAAACGAUAAAAAUAAACAAACAUGUAUACACCUGGUCCAGUACAGAUAUCUAUAGGAAAUAUCCACCAUCAUGACUGGACUGUGCGAAGUGUUUUUACAAAUUCAAACAUUAUAUCAUAAAAUAUGAAUAUUUUUGUGAGUAUGAUUCAUCAGGUUCCUCUUUCCAUAAAGUAUGUGUCCAUGAUUCUAACUCUUCAACCUUGUUGUCGAUAAGGUCUAGUACAUUUCCUGCACCGGACCUGAAUGUUAUGCACUUUAGGAUCCAUAUGCGCCUAGACUAUAACAGAUUAACAGGUCCCUGAAAGUCUAAAAAUAUAGAUAUGAAAUAUGAUUUUAACAUUUUUAUGUAAUAUCUAUAUAUUUCUUUCUUACAUUUCAUUGAUUCUUAUACAUACCAAGAUAUUCAAAUAAUUGUGUACAUCUUGUCCCACUUUUAUGGUGCAAUUGAAUACCGGUAAAUCAGAAAUGUCAGCAUGUUACUUGGUGUGGUAAAAACGUCGUCCAGGACACAAAUCAUUUGGCAUGGAGUUAUCCCCCCUUGGACCACCAUGGAAUAAACCUUCUGGCUAUCAUUUUGAGUCAGUGCAAAAGAUCAAGAGGCAGUAAAUUGAACUCAGAAUUAUUUAUAUAAGUUUACACAUUCUUCAUGUUAUCCAGAUUGAAAGCUGUGAUUAAUUGCCACUGUCCUUGUUAAAAUAAAGUGUUUUUGCAAGCUUGCAAACACAGUUACAAAGUCA